AUGGCUGCUGAAAAAAUCUUAACCCCAGAAUCUCAAUUGAAGAAGUCCAAGGCUCAACAAAAGACUGCUGAGCAAGUCGCUGCUGAAAGAGCUGCUCGUAAGACCGCUAACAAGGAAAAGAGAGCUAUCAUUUUGGAAAGAAACGCCGCUUACCAAAAGGAAUACGAAACUGCCGAAAGAGACAUCAUUCAAGCCAAGCGUGAUGCCAAGGCUGCUGGUUCCUACUACAUCGAAGCUCAGCACAAGUUGGUCUUCGUUGUCAGAAUCAAGGGUAUCAACAAGAUCCCACCUAAGCCAAGAAAGGUUCUACAGUUGCUAAGAUUGACCAGAAUCAACUCCGGUACCUUUGUCAAGGUCACCAAGGCCACUUUGGAACUGUUGAAGUUGAUUGAACCAUACGUUGCUUACGGUUACCCAUCUUACUCUACCAUCAGACAAUUAGUCUACAAGAGAGGUUUCGGUAAGAUCAACAAGCAAAGAGUUCCAUUGUCCGACAAUGCUAUUAUCGAAGCUAACUUGGGCCAGUACGGUGUCUUGUCCAUUGACGAUUUGAUUCACGAAAUCAUCACUGUCGGUCCACACUUCAAGCAAGUCAACAACUUCUUAUGGCCAUUCAAGUUGUCCAACCCAUCUGGUGGUUGGGGUGUCCCAAGAAAAUUCAAGCACUUUAUCCAAGGUGGUUCUUUCGGUAACCGUGAAGAAUUUAUCAACAAGUUGAUCAAGUCCAUGAACUAA
Molecule: messenger RNA, 735 nt
Organism: Saccharomyces kudriavzevii IFO 1802
Lineage: Eukaryota; Fungi; Ascomycota; Saccharomycetes; Saccharomycetales; Saccharomycetaceae
Gene: RPL7A
Product: 60S ribosomal protein uL30
Exons: 3
Coding region: 1-735 (244 amino acids)
Biological process (GO): maturation of LSU-rRNA from tricistronic rRNA transcript (SSU-rRNA, 5.8S rRNA, LSU-rRNA)
Cellular component (GO): cytosolic large ribosomal subunit
Molecular function (GO): structural constituent of ribosome; RNA binding
Source: RefSeq, a predicted model, not a curated record